AUGGUCAAAGACUAUGGCGUCUGGCGUGCGAAGCCUGUCAGCUAUACCUUUGAGGACAGAGUCGCUGAUCCACAUUCCCCUCACCUCUCGCUCUACUUCGAUGAUGGUCAAGGUGCAGAAGGCCGAGCUGCCAUCAACAUAAAGUCAGGAAACAAAGAAGAGUCCCGCCUUGCCUACUGGACAGUUCCUAACUUUACCCAUGGUGUCACCGCUAAACUAGCUCAACUGAGUAAUGGCUUCCAACCUCUUGCUGGCGCCUCGGAGCAGAGACUUGAUGGUCUUGCACUAGACUAUAUCCGCAGCAACCUCUUCAACCGCGCCGUUGGCCGCAUCCUCCCUCAUGAUGUUGAUGGGGCAGACAAUGACAUCCUCGAUCAGUUGAGGCCUAUCAUCGACAGGGCCAUCUCAACUAAGGCUACAGUUUACAUCUAUGGCUCAGAGUUCAACGACGGCAAGGGUAUACACAAUGUCCACAUGAAUCAGGGAAAUUCCGGGCGUUGGCUCAAAGACAAUGGAGUCUUCCAGGACGGCGGUCUAAUCUUUCAGUUUGAAGAUCACUGGGAGGCUGUAUUCAUUGGCUUUGCCUCUCAAGCUGUGCAUACUGAGGACGGUCCCAAACGUGCUGGCUACCCACUGCCCGACCAGGACUUCAUGACUUGGGCGAACCUUCUUGCCCCCGAGCUGUCUGAUGACGACAAAGAGAAAGUCGACAUUGAAGAUUCGCCCGUGUUCAUUGUCCAGGCUCUCGUCAACCCACCUGGUCCUGAUCAGCAGCCAGGUACUGCCCCAGAGACGAUCAGUCUCAAGAACAGAACCGGGGCUGAGAUCGAUCUCAGUGGGUGGAAGAUUCGUAUCAAGACCGGAGACACUCAAAUUCUGCCGUCGGGCUCGCGUAUUGGUCCUGCAGACACUAAGACUAUUGAAACUAGCGUCCCGCUUUCCAACAAUGGUGGUACUAUCACUCUUCUCAACGCGAAGGGAUUCAAGGUACACGGUGUUAGCUAUACAAGGGCUGAAGCAAACGGCGCUGUAAUUGUUUUCUAG
Fusarium subglutinans is the source of this 1044-nucleotide messenger RNA. RefSeq names its product yukJ. The coding region runs from base 1 to 1044 and encodes 347 amino acids. Lineage: Eukaryota; Fungi; Ascomycota; Sordariomycetes; Hypocreales; Nectriaceae. The record is from RefSeq and is a predicted model, not a curated record. The transcript has a single exon.